GUUUUCUGAGGGCGCAAACACUUGACACUUGCUUGUUUACAUGGACACUUGCUUGUUUACACUUGACACUUGGCUUGUUUACACUUGACACUUGCCUGUUUACACUUGACACUUGCUUGUUUACUGAUGUAGCUGCGAUGUGGACACGCAGCGGCGGCGCCAUGCUCGACCACGCGCUGCACACGCCAGUGACGCACGCGUCCAUCGAGGCGGCCGACGUCGCCGCCACGUGGUACGCCAUCGAGGAGGAGCUCAAGGGCCUAGACUUGUCUACAGUAAAACCCGUCGGCCACCAGUACCUGCUCGUGCACACCGUCGUGCACGAGGCGUUUGCCGGCAGGGGCUACAGCCACAUCCUGUACGUCCGCGCACCCCUCCCCCUUCCAGAGAAGGAGCUGACAGAGACGAGCGGCCGCGCCAUCGCCGCCGACAUCUUCGCCGCCAAGUUCGCGCACGAUUUACGCAUCCCGGGCGAGUGGGCGCGCUUCCGCGCCGCGCUGUUGGAAGACGAUGGCUGUGGUGCUGUCGACCUGCUCGCGCGCGUCGAGGGAUACCUGGGCCGCGCGUUCAACCCGCACACGCUGGUCGAGUGCCUUGACGGGCUGGACGCGUUUCUGGCGCGCGCCAGGCGGGAUUAUGCGGCGCGGCUGAGUGUGGUUGAAGUGGAUGAGGUGCAGGGCUUGACGGGGGAGGAGGAUGAAGAGGAGGGGAGGUGAAGGAGGGUGUAGGAUUUCACGAGGCAAUAGGGAGGCGCCAUCGGUGUGGAAAUGUCUAGGGCAUCAGAGUUGAUGGCUCCUGUUUAGGGUGGGGAGUGGGUUGCAUAGUCAUGCUUUGAUCUUGUUUGGUUGUCA
Messenger RNA from Lasiosphaeria miniovina, 851 nucleotides. RefSeq lists its product as uncharacterized. Bases 138 to 716 code for a protein of 192 amino acids. The record is from RefSeq and is a predicted model, not a curated record. The transcript has a single exon. NCBI's taxonomy places the organism in Eukaryota, Fungi, Ascomycota, Sordariomycetes, Sordariales, Lasiosphaeriaceae.